Messenger RNA from Cottoperca gobio, 4072 nucleotides. It is a transcript of the gene nr4a2a, whose product is annotated as nuclear receptor subfamily 4, group A, member 2a. Gene Ontology annotation, cellular component: nucleus; transcription regulator complex. The record is from RefSeq and is a predicted model, not a curated record. NCBI's taxonomy places the organism in Eukaryota, Metazoa, Chordata, Actinopteri, Perciformes, Bovichtidae. Gene Ontology annotation, biological process: regulation of transcription by RNA polymerase II; dopaminergic neuron differentiation; cellular response to corticotropin-releasing hormone stimulus. Gene Ontology annotation, molecular function: nuclear glucocorticoid receptor binding; nuclear receptor activity; RNA polymerase II cis-regulatory region sequence-specific DNA binding. Bases 260 to 2062 code for a protein of 600 amino acids. The transcript has 8 exons.
UCGAAGCUUGUGUCGCUGUCAGUGCUCGGAGUCACACGGUUUGUCUGCCUGGCAUUGUUGGGUACCGCCGCUCAUGAUUUGGAGCUUUUACAGAAAUUGAUGAAUAACCCCUGCAUGCUUAUCGCAUGGAUUGAAAGCCACGAUCCUGAUGUGAGGGGAAGAUCCAGAACAGUGCCGCUUUCUUGAAUCCUGACACCCAUACAACUCCUGACAAUACCCAUUCCAAGUAUCACCGAAAAACUGUCAGAACACUUGAGCCAUGCCCUGCGUUCAGGCUCAGUAUGGAUCAUCACCUCAAGGAGCUAGUCCUGCUUCACAGAGCUACAGCUACCACACCGCCGGAGAAUACAGCUGCGACUUCUUAACACCUGAGUUUGUGAAGUUUAGCAUGGACUUGACCAACACUGAGAUCGCAGCUACUACUUCUCUCCCAAGUUUCAGUACAUUCAUGGACAACUAUAACACCAGUUACGACGUUAAACCGCCCUGUCUGUAUCAGAUGCCCCACUCUGGAGAGCAGUCCUCUAUCAAGGUGGAGGACGUCCAGAUGCACAACUACCAUCAGCAGAGCCACCUGCCACCUCAGUCGGAGGAAAUGAUGGCUCACUCUGGGCCAAUGUAUUUCAAACCCUCCUCGCCCCAUGCCCCAAGUACACCAAACUUCCAGGUUCAGCCUAAUCACAUGUGGGAGGACCCUGGCUCCCUCCACAGUUUCCACCAGAACUAUGUAGCGGCCACGUCUCAUAUGAUGGACCAGCGCAAGAAUCCGGUGUCAAGGCUUUCGCUCUUCUCCUUCAAGCAGUCCCCGCCCGGUACCCCUGUUUCCAGCUGUCAGAUGCGGUUCGACGGGCCGCUACACGUCUCCAUGAACCACGACAACCCCGGGGUGCACCGUGGCCUUGACGGUCAGAGCUAUGGGGUGCCCAGCGCCCUACGGAAACAGGCUGGUCUGGCUUUUCCUCACUCCCUACAGCUCGGCCACGGGCACCAGCUGGUGGACAGCCAAGUGCCAUCGCCCCCGUCCCGAGGAUCUCCGUCAAACGAGGGUCUGUGUGCGGUAUGUGGGGACAACGCAGCCUGCCAGCAUUAUGGAGUGAGAACCUGCGAGGGCUGCAAAGGAUUUUUCAAGCGCACCGUUCAGAAAAAUGCAAAAUACGUGUGUUUAGCAAAUAAAAACUGUCCUGUUGAUAAACGCCGAAGAAAUCGUUGCCAGUUCUGCCGUUUCCAGAAGUGCAUGGUCGUCGGAAUGGUGAGAGAAGUAGUCCGAACGGAUAAUCUGAAAGGUCGGAGAGGACGCCUCCCAUCCAAACCCAAAAGUCCACAGGAGCCCUCCCCACCUUCGCCGCCGGUGAGCCUCAUAAGCGCACUUGUUAGGGCCCAUGUGGACUCCAACCCCUCCAUGUCUGCUUUGGACUACUCCAGGUUCCAGGCUAACCCUGACUACCAAAUGACUGGAGACAACACUCAGCACAUCCAGCAGUUCUACGAUCUCCUGACGGGCUCCAUGGAGAUCAUCCGGGGUUGGGCGGAGAAGAUUCCCGGAUUUUCUGAUCUACCGAAGCAAGAUCAAGACCUCCUCUUUGAAUCCGCCUUCCUUGAACUUUUUGUCCUGCGGCUGGCGUACAGGUCCAACCCAGUGGAAGGCAAACUUAUUUUUUGCAAUGGAGUGGUGUUACACAGGCUACAGUGCGUCCGCGGAUUUGGAGAGUGGGUGGACGCUAUCGUGGACUUUUCUUCGAAUUUGCAGAGCAUGAACAUAGACAUCUCAGCUUUCUCCUGCAUCGCAGCUCUGGCCAUGGUAACAGAGCGACACGGGCUUAAGGAACCCAAGAGAGUCGAAGAUCUCCAAAACAAGAUAGUCAACUGCCUCAAAGAUCAAGUGACAUUCAAUGGCGGUGGAUUGAAUCGUCCCAACUACUUGUCAAAACUCUUGGGAAAGCUCCCUGAACUGCGCACACUAUGUACACAAGGUCUGCAGCGUAUCUUUUACCUAAAACUAGAAGACCUAGUCCCUCCGCCAGCAAUAAUUGACAAACUUUUCCUCGACACCUUACCUUUCUAAGUCUGACUCGACUGCGAGACCUCAAAGAACUUCCAAAAGACUUGACUGAGUCAGACUUGACAGAUUUCUAACGAUAUUAUUUCUGAAUAUUUGCAAGCUCCGUAGGCUUAUAGAACAAAAGUACCCUAUUAUGAGAUCCAUGAAAAAAAGAAUAACACGAGGAUGAGAGAGAGAGAGUUUAAUUGCUGUGUAGGCCUUUUAAUUAUUUUAUCGCCAAACGAGUGAAUCAUCACGGGGAAUUUCUCUCCGGUGGACAAGUUGUCAACAAAGUUAAUCCAGUUUUACAAUCACUUACUGUUUAUUUAUUUAACAUCGGCUCUACUGAUUCAACAUACUCGUAUGUAAUAUAUUCCAUUUAUAUAUAUGAAACCAUAAGAACACACACUCCCACGCACACACGCACACACACACACACACACACACACACACACACACACACACACACACACUGUAUAUUACGAUAGAAUAUGUGAUGCCUCCAAUGCAUCGGUUUAUAACACGUGUACAAAGUUUGUUAUAAUGAAAAUAUUUGAUUUUCUUUUCUUUUCUGACUCGUGCCUAUGUGUUUCUGACAGGAUCCCCAAAAGUAUCCAGAAAAGACAACGCAUGUUAUAGUUUUCCUUUUUUUUUCCUUUUCCUUUUCUUUUAUAGGCACUUGCUGAGGUGAUGUCUAUAUAUAAUAUAUACCGGACACUAUGUAGUCUGCUAGAUUUGAUACAGAUUCGUAGUUAUGGCACUCCUUUUAUGUAUGACGCAUAUGUGGAAAAAUAUCUCAUCUGUAUAGAAAAUGAGGGACCCAUGGUGUUUGUAAAACUGUCAGACAUUCCUUGUUUGUAUGUGCUGUAAGUAUUGUUGCUGUUGAAUAUAAACGUUUCUAUAUAUUUAUUAUUUCUAUUGCCAAGAGCUACACUAAGCAUGGUGCAAUUUAAACGAUUUCAACCCAUCCAAGUUCAUGCUGAGCACGUUGUCUAUGUUUUAUGUCUUAUAAACGUCAAGGUAGUUAUGAUUUAACACGUUUUGGAAAUGAAAAACUCCCAUCUUAUAUCAAGAGGUUCAUGAGUGUGUGAUAUAGGCCCACAUCUUUGACAUCAUGAUGUACUUACAACUUCUGUAACGCAUUUGGUGACGAAUUCAAAAAACUUUAGAGAGAAAGAAAUAUUUAAUGUUUACAAAUAAAACUUUUAAAUCAAUUCUUUGCUAAAUAAUUUCUCUGAAAUUAAUGUAUUUUUUAAAUUAAGACAUUUCUGAUCGGAUGGAGCUACUUUAGCACGAGAGAGAGAGAGAAUAUAAUCUUGGAGUUUAAACUUGUUGUAAUUUCCUUAUCUGUUGUAAGCAGCGCUUACAGGCCUAUUUGCGAAAAAUCUAACAUUUGAUUCGGUUAUUUCUUUUAACAUCUUCCUUUAACUAAAUGUGAAAUUGUGUAGGCCUAUUUUAGUUUAAAAAGUAAGUUGUUGCGUUUAAAGCAUGUGGUAAAUAAUGUGCAGGCCCAUUCCCGUUUCAUCUUAAGUUUAAAUUCUCUAUUUUGUUUAGACAAAAAUAUGUUGCACAUAUUUAUUAUUUGACCAUUCUAAUAGUGUUAUUUAAACCUAAACUUAGUGAAUAUUUCAGUCAUCAAAGUUUCAUUUUAAUGCACUUCUAAUUUGGGUAACACCUUAAAGUUUUCUCCAGCAUGGGUGUCUAUAUUUCCUAUAUUUGAAAUGUGAAAAAGACGCUUUUAUUAACACAUCACAGGCUGUUAAAACCUCGUUUCAUUCUCUAAUGUCUAUUUGUAUUUGACAAAGGAACAAUAUACAACGGAUUAAAUAAAGAAGUCUUAAUCUUUUGCUUGAAUCCCAAAUAAAGUCACAUUUCUAGCGAACAAUUUCAUAAAGAACAUCGGAUUUUAUUAUGAUCCCUUAUGUGUUCCUCUGGAUGCUCUUUGCUGGUGCGAGAGUUAAUGCAAAUAAAGGUUUAAAGUUGUUUUUCUGGAUAGACUUUCCUUGUUGUCUAAUAGUAAAAGGAUUAAAAAUG